Hemibagrus wyckioides is the source of this 2094-nucleotide messenger RNA. RefSeq names its product RasGEF domain family, member 1Bb (gene rasgef1bb). Lineage: Eukaryota; Metazoa; Chordata; Actinopteri; Siluriformes; Bagridae. Gene Ontology annotation, molecular function: guanyl-nucleotide exchange factor activity. Bases 247 to 1698 code for a protein of 483 amino acids. The record is from RefSeq and is a predicted model, not a curated record. The transcript is spliced from 14 exons. Gene Ontology annotation, cellular component: plasma membrane. Gene Ontology annotation, biological process: Ras protein signal transduction; positive regulation of GTPase activity.
CUCUGGAGUGAAACUGGAUAUUUAUCCUGCCAGGGUGAGACAAUGGAAGUUGGGAGAACAACGAGUUUAACUUUAUAAACUCGGAAUUAACUCGGGAUUUGAUUUGUUUUCGAGUGGGAGGAGAAGGUGCUUUGGAAACAAGAUUUGCGUUAUAACCGUGUAUAUAUAUUUUUUGUCGGUUUUUGGUUACUUUUUUUCUGUGCUUUGCCUUCCUUGUUUUAUUUUUUUACUUUCUGGGACUUCAGGAUGCCUCAGACGACGCCAUUCGCAGCUAAGUUUCCUCCGAACCCGUACGGAGGAGGUCAUACUCGCUACAAACCUGUGGAGGAGAGCUACAGUGGGCUGAGGUAUCACGACAACAACCUCGUAUCCGGAUCGCUUGAGGCUCUCAUACAGCACCUCAUCCCCACUGUGGACUAUUCACCUGAUCGGUCGUACAUCUUCACCUUCCUGCUGAGCUCGCGUCUCUUCCUGCAUCCCUUCGAUCUCAUGUCCAGGGUGUGUUACCUGUGUGUGGAGCAUCACCGAGUAGGAGACCCUCAGAUCGAUAAGAAGCGAAUCCGUGACAUCGCACCGAAGAUCGUUCAGCUUCUCACCGAGUGGACGGAGACAUUUCCCUACGACUUCCGGGACGAGCGAAUGAUGCGCAGCCUGAAGGAGAUGACACACCGGCUGGCGUUUGGGGAUGAGCUGUCCCGGAGAGCGAUGCAGCGCCUGAUCCAGCGACUCCUGCGCAAACUCACCAUCCUGGGCCAGUACGAGGAGUCUCUGGUGACGUCCAGCACACCGGUCACGCCCCCGGCGCCGGCGUCCUCGUCGGCGGGGGACAAGUCGUCCGCUUUAAAGGCGAAGCAGCACGUGAGGAGGGAGGAGUGCAUCCUGAACGUGUGUGACGACCCGUUCAUCCUCGCCCAGCAGCUCACACACAUCGAGAUGGAGAAACUCGGCUACAUCGGCCCCGAGGAGUUCGUCCAGGCGUUCGUUCAGAAAAGACCUGCUGAUAAUCACAAGAGUUUUUUCAGUAAAAGGAGGGUCAGUAAUCUGGAAGCCUACGUGGAGUGGUUUAACCGGCUCAGUUACCUGGUGGCCACAGAAAUCUGCCUGCCGGUGAAGAAGAAGCACAGAGCUAGGGUGUUGGAGUUUUUCAUCGACGUGGCUCGGGAAUGCUUCAACAUCGGCAACUUUAACUCCUUAAUGGCUAUAAUCACUGGGAUGAACCUGAGCCCCGUGUCCAGGCUGAAGAAAACAUGGGGCAAAGUCAACACGGACAAGUUUGAGAUCCUGGAGCAUCAGAUGGAUCCGUCCAAUAACUUCUACAGCUACCGUACUGCACUGCGAGGAGCCACUCAGAGAUCAGCUACGGCUCACACCACCAGAGAAAAGAUUGUUAUUCCGUUCUUCAGCUUGUUCAUUAAGGAUAUCUACUUCCUUAACGAGGGCUGUGCCAGUCGACUGCCUAACGGACACAUCAACUUCGAGAAAUUCUGGGAAGUGGCCAAGCAGGUGAACGAGUUUCUGGCGUGGAGGCAGGUGAUCUGUCCGUUCGAGAGAGACCGGAAAACUCUGCAGUACCUCAUCAGUGUGUCCGUCUUCACAGACGAUGAGCUGCAGUUGGCCUCGUACGAGAGCGAAGGCCCAGAGAACAACCUGGAGAGAGAUACACGCCGAUCCCUCAGGUCGUCUCUCAGCAGGAUGUAGAAGCUGAAGUCUGGGAGUGUCGGUCCUGACUGGAAUAAAAAAGUGAAACACUGCACAAAGCGUUUUUGUUUAUAUGAAGAAAAUUCGUAUCAUAUUUUUCUCUCUGUAUUUUAUAAUGAGACUGGAUUCUCAUGACCGCAUCGGCUCCGGAUUGUUCAUCUCAUCUCAUGUACCUCAUGUUGAGCAGCUUGUGUAAGCUUAGUGAAGUGUUAUAAUCAUAUUAUAAAGCCUAUUAUAAUCUCGUGUAGAAACGAAGAGCCCGUCGCUGGCUGACCUCUUCUGUUACACCGUAUAAGCUGUAAAAUGUAUUUCUAUGUUUUAUAUGACGUUUAAGUGUUUUUUAUGGAUUUGUCUGCCUCGUGUAUAUAAUUGCCUUAUAAAGAAACUCUAAACAUA